AUGCGCAUAUUACUUGAAAAUUUAAAUAUAGAGAAAAAGUUUUUUGAUGAUACUUUUCAGGAAACAGAUUCAUUCAUUUUCCACAGAACACCACAAGUUAAUGAUGAAAUUAUUUAUAUAGAUGAUGAUGAAGAUAACUGUCCUAACAGUAUUUAUACUAAAAUUAAUGAUAAUUUUAAAGAAACUUUAAAUGUACCACCAUUGUGUAAUUAUUAUGUUUUUCAAGAUAUUUUUUCCUUUUUUGAAAUAACAAAGCAAAAGAAAAAAAUAAAGAACUGCUAUAGUCGUUUAUCUUUUUGGCAAUUACCAUUAUUUAUCAUAUCAAUGAGUAUGACUCUUAUAAUUUUUCAAUUUAUAUAUCAAGGUGAUUUAGAAGGUGACAAAUUUCUUAGAUUAUUACCACGACCAAAUAAUGAUAUAUGGAGAUUAUUUACUUAUUCAUUAUUGCAUGGAGAUUGGAAUCAUGUAAUUUUAAACAUUAUAGCAUUAAUCCUCCUUGGUUUGCCAUUGGAAUUAAUACAUGGUAAAAUGAGACUUUCAAUUAUUUGUUUUUUUGGAGUUAUUAGUGGAGGAUUAUUACAUUCAGCUUAUGAUUCCAAUAGUUGCUUACUUGGUUGUAGUUCUGCAGUUAUGAGUAUAUUAGCAUGUAGCAAUUUAAAUUUAUUUAAUUGGAAUGAAAUAAAAUACAAAUUUGUAUAUCUAUUUUAUAUUUUAAUAUUUGAUAUUUGGUCUACAUAUAUUAUCAUUAGAUCUUUUAAUGAUUCUUCAGGAGACAUUAGUGGUUUAUCACAUGCUGGAGGAUUAAUUGCAGGAUUGUGUAUGGGUACGUUAUUAUUAAAAAAUUUAACACAUUCAAAAAUUAUGAAAAUAAUUGGUUGGAUAUUAUUUAUUAUUUUUAUUCCUUUUUUUACAUUUUUUUUAUAUAAAUAUUUAGUAGUUUAA
Strongyloides ratti is the source of this 942-nucleotide messenger RNA. Its product is annotated as Rhomboid-related protein 2. Gene Ontology annotation, molecular function: serine-type endopeptidase activity. The transcript is spliced from 2 exons. Bases 1 to 942 code for a protein of 313 amino acids. NCBI's taxonomy places the organism in Eukaryota, Metazoa, Nematoda, Chromadorea, Rhabditida, Strongyloididae. Gene Ontology annotation, cellular component: membrane. The record is from RefSeq and is a predicted model, not a curated record.